AUGCGGAAGGACAGCAAGUGGAACAAGGACACGAAGACAGUCUCCACUGUCGCACGGAGCCUGUUGGAAGCUUUUGUCUCGCAGUUCCUCGAGGACCACACAUCGUAUUUUCCUUGGGAGGACAACAGACUUGGACUCAGAUUUCGACAGGGUGCUUUGGAUGUCAAGGAGCUGAUCCAGCAUUGUCCGCAUCUGGUGAACACACUGAGCCCUACACGCUGUAGAUUCCUGGACAUCAUGGACGAUCUAAUGGUGGACAUUGCCAAAAGGACACUCUCUGUGAAGCGAACUGGUGCCUGUCUCAAGUUGCGGAGUUUUAUGUUGGAGACCUUGGCAGAAGCUGUGGAAACGUCGGACAGGACACACUCGUGCUGGACAUCCUUGAAUCUCAAGCAGAUCAUGCAGCUCAGGAGCACAGCAGGAUAUCGUCGGAGUUCCCACAGUUUUAAAGAGCAAAUGGCACUUUCGGCGAGCAGUUCACGUCGGACUUUGGUUUCCGCUUUGCAGGGCCACAACUUGACUCUGCAGGACAGCACGGUGGACGACCCGAAGGGCAACAAUAGAAGAGCAUCCAAAGAUGCACACCGGCUUACACGCAUGGAGCGCUAUGGCUACCUGCAGGACGGCAAGAACGAAUUCAACUCGACGGACAUACUCUGUGUCGUUGCAGAUGCAGUACACGUGGGAAGUGAAGAUUGGCUGAACAUCAUGGUGUACAAUCACACGAAGGGCAAGGUCGAGGAGGCUUCGUCAUCCUUGACAGCAGAACAAUGGACAGAGAUGUGGGGCAAAACAUCCACAUCCUUUCUCGGCGAGCAAGCAACUCGUCGUUCGCACGGUGUAAUGGACGAACCACAAAGGCGGGCGACACUGGACUGGAUGGAGGACAUGAACCAUGGACUGAAACCCUUAGGAUGGUCUUUCGGACGGUGUCAGAGCAAGCGCGAGGACCAGCAGGACACUCACAAGCAGGACAAGACAGGACAGACCCGAGCCCCAAUCAUGGUUCUCUGUACAGACCAGGAAGCCACACAGCUCGCUGCGGUCGCCUACCUCAGGAACAAAAAAGGCCUUUGGGUGGAGCACGUGUCGGACCCAGCACAUCGGUCUCACAACGAUGUAUGUUUGUCCUUAUCUGGCGCUGGACUACUCAAGUUCGCUCAAUGGUCCAUUUCGUUGUACAACAUCAGGUACGGACCCUGGCAGAAGGGAACCUGGUCGAAGAAGAUCCAGCAGACUGCCCAACACAUGAAGGACAACAUGUCGCCGUCGGACCCCAUUUUGCUCAUGUUCUUCCCAGACAUAUUGAUGGACGCAGGCAUGUCGCAGGACCAGAACACGGAGGACACACGGAGGACAUGGUUGCAAAACUUGCCGGACAUGGACUGCAUCCGCACGAAGGGCACGAAGGCCAGCAAGAGUCGCUUCAACUCGCUAACGACAGCUCACAGUGCAUUGGACAAAGAGUGGUCGGUCCUCGCCUUGGUUCUCACGGUGCUGUGCGUGGUCAACAAAUGGACAAACACCGCCGCGGACCUCUUCUCACCGGACAGCAACAUGGCUCGUGCAUCGCUAACACACAGUGGAAGCAAGACGUCGGCUCAGAAGGAGGCAAAGGACAGCAUGAACCAAGCACGCCAGAGCAACACAAACAGUUUACACAUGAUGACGAAGUUCAUGCUUGUGCCGGAGAACAAGUCGACCGCCAGGAUGAUAUUCCACGUCUUACAACCCGAGCAGCUUCGGUCUUCGAAGAUGCUCCAGGAGCUGCGCUCCAGUGAAGCCACGUUGGAGUAUUACUCCUCAUGGAGCCAUUGGUCUUGGAUUACGACGGCGAAGGAGCACGUGAGGACCUUGUGUGACUUGGAGACCUUGGCACGCAUCGGAUUCGACCUUUCACUCGCACGUAGACAAAGCCCACAGGAGGAUGAACUCCUCUGGCAGGACUCCUUGGCCAUGCAAAUGACGAGAUUGACUCAUCAGAUCUUGCGAUUGCGCUCUGGGGCGCAGCUGUACCAUACAGGUGGCUUCGGUGCUACUGCAGGACUGGUGCACAGGGAGCCAGGGUACAGCCGAUCCAGCUUGGACUACUUCAAGGAGAUGGCUGCUUGCAUCCGAGACACACAGACAAGUGGUUCACGUAUGGCGAAACAACUACUCGCAGGUCACUUCGCAAAUGGACAGAUCUCGCAGUACAUCCUCGCAGAGCUGGAAACCACAAGGUUUCAGACACUUACACGCGACGUGGACCACGUUCUCCGGAGUAUUUGGUCUGGACUGUUGAACACGAAGAUCAUUGAGGACUGCAACAAAGUACAACGCGAGGCAGAGCAGCGACACGGGACGGCGAAGGACUUAGGCCACUUGGACGGUUGGACAUCUGUCAGCUCGUCGGGCUUACUCCAGAUGUACAAUCGCCAGGAGGCAAGCAGCAAGCAGCUGCACCACACCCCGGUGGAUUUCGACACCAAGACCCUCUUUAGCAAGUCUGCCGCAAAGAAGCUGACACAGCGGACACGUCGUUCCAGCAAGUCGGGCAGUUCACAGCUCAGCCACACAGAGAUCCAGGAGGCCGAACUCCUUGCAGGGGUCACGAAGAACCGCGACUGGGUAUCGCACAACCACUCAGAGGAGCAGGAGGUUCUCGCAGGAUUUGCACUGCUCAUGAAAGCUUGGCGGGCGAAACGUUGGUCCUUGUGCGAGGAAGGCUGGUGCUCUGGACUCCUACCCGAAGGACACGCUGUGCUUGUUGGUCAAAGCCCUCUGUUCAUCGUUCGAACCUAUCGUUUGGCUGCACUAGCUUGGCCUGGACACAUCGUCAGGGACAACAAUCAGGAGUUUUUCAAAUUCGACAUGGACAUUACCUCAUUGUUCUGGUUGCAUGCGACAUCGGUGGACAUGGAGGUCCUGGACCUGGUGCCUGUUUCACCUCUAC
Messenger RNA from Symbiodinium necroappetens, 2935 nucleotides. The record is from the annotation of a GenBank genome assembly. Lineage: Eukaryota; Dinophyceae; Suessiales; Symbiodiniaceae.